Messenger RNA from Gavia stellata (red-throated loon), 1996 nucleotides. It is a transcript of the gene GRN, whose product is annotated as granulin precursor. The record is from RefSeq and is a predicted model, not a curated record. NCBI's taxonomy places the organism in Eukaryota, Metazoa, Chordata, Aves, Gaviiformes, Gaviidae. Gene Ontology annotation, cellular component: extracellular region.
AUGAGGACCCUCCUGCCGCUGUGGCUGGCCCUGGCCGGAGCCGGUGCCUGGCUGCGAUGCCCCGACGGGCAGCCAUGCCCCGCCACCCCGGUCCUGCCUGCCAGCAGCGCAGCAGUGUGCCAAGACGGCUUGCCGUGCCCCGCCGGAGCCCCCUGCCCGCUGCCAGAGGGAGUCCCCUGUGCUGGCGGCCACCGCUGCUGUCCCCGAGGGUCCCGCUGCAGCGCCGACGGCGAAUCCUGCAUCGCGUCCCCAGCUCCUGGUGCUGUCCCCUGUCCCGACGGACAGUCUGAGUGUCCCGACGAUGCCACGUGCUGCAUGACGGCCAGCGGCGCUUGGGGGUGCUGCCCCAUGCCCCAGGCCUCGUGCUGUGCCGACAAGGUGCACUGCUGUCCCCAUGCCACCGUCUGCGACCUGGCCCACGGGCGCUGCCUGUCACCCACCGGUGACGUCCCCAUGGGCACUGCGUUCCCCGCCUGGAAGCGCCAGCCCCCAGCGCCAGUAGCGUUGCGCCAAGUGCUGUGCCCCGACGGCCGCUCGGCGUGUCCCGACGGUGCUACCUGCUGCCAGCUGCCCUCGGCGCAGUACGGCUGCUGUCCCCUGCAAAACGCGGUGUGCUGCAGCGACGGGCAGCACUGCUGCCCGCAGGGCACUGCCUGCGACCUGGAGCGCUCCACCUGCACGUCAGCACGGCCCCUGGCAUCCCUGCCCCAAGCUCGUGACGUGAAGUGUGACGACGAGACGAGCUGCCCCGACGGGAGCACGUGCUGCCGGCUGAGCUCGGGCGCCUGGGGGUGCUGCCCGCUGGAGGAGGCCGUCUGCUGCCCCGACCACGUGCACUGCUGCCCCCAGGGCUACACCUGCGACCCGGAGGGGGGCAGCUGCCUGCAGGAGGGGGGGGGCCGCCGGCCCUGGCUGCGGAAGACCCCUGCGCUGGCCCGGGGGGGGGACGUGAAGUGUGACGAGGAGACGAGCUGUCCCGACGGGAGCACGUGCUGCCGGCUGAGCUCGGGGGCCUGGGGGUGCUGCCCGCUGGAGCAGGCCGUCUGCUGCCCCGACCACGUGCACUGCUGCCCCCAGGGCUACACCUGCGACCCGGAGGGGGGCAGCUGCCUGCAGGAGGGGGGGGGCCGCCGGCCCUGGCUGCGGAAGACCCCUGCGCUGGCCCGGGGGGGGGACGUGAAGUGUGACGAGGAGACGAGCUGUCCCGACGGGAGCACGUGCUGCCGGCUGAGCUCGGGGGCCUGGGGGUGCUGCCCGCUGGAGCAGGCCGUCUGCUGCCCCGACCACGUGCACUGCUGCCCCCAGGGCUACACCUGCGACCCGGAGGGGGGCAGCUGCCUGAGGAGGGGGGGGGGCCGCCGGCCCUGGCUGCGGAAGACCCCUGCGCUGGCCCGGGGGGGGGACGUGAAGUGUGACGAGGAGACGAGCUGUCCCGACGGGAGCACGUGCUGCCAGCGGAGCUCGGGGGCCUGGGGGUGCUGCCCGCUGGAGCAGGCCGUCUGCUGCAGGGACCACCAGCACUGCUGCCCCCGGGGCUACACCUGCAACGUGGCCGCCCAGAGCUGCGAGAAGCUGCUGGCACCCACCCCACUGCUGCCAGCACCCACACCCCCCCGCCGGGCACCCACACGCCUCCGCUGGGCACCCACCCCACCAGCCACCCCACUGCGAGCCGCUGGCACCGAGCUGGGUGCUGCAGUGCCCUGCGAUGCUGCCCGCUCCUGCCGCGGUGGGCAGCGGUGCUGCCGGGGCCGGGGGGGCUCCUGGGGGUGCUGCCCCUUCGCCCAGGGCUCCUGCUGCUCCAACGGCCGUCACUGCUGCCCCGGGGGGUCCCGCUGCACCCGGGGGGGCUGGGGGUGCAGCCCCCAGCGCUGGGACCUGCCUGCGCCCCACAGGGUGCUGCUUUGAUGUCCCUGGGGACCCUGUUGGGUGCCACCACCCCAAUAAAAGGUUUCUAAGACAAACCCCUGGCUCCUCGGGGCUGGGGAAACUGAGG